Molecule: messenger RNA, 1437 nt
Organism: Pleurotus ostreatus (oyster mushroom)
Lineage: Eukaryota; Fungi; Basidiomycota; Agaricomycetes; Agaricales; Pleurotaceae
Exons: 3
Coding region: 1-1437 (478 amino acids)
Biological process (GO): biosynthetic process
Molecular function (GO): L-alanine:2-oxoglutarate transaminase activity; pyridoxal phosphate binding
Source: RefSeq, a predicted model, not a curated record
AUGCGACCCCUCACGGCCGAUGCGCUGAACCCUGCAGUCCUGAAUGUGCAGUACGCCGUACGAGGAGAGUUGGCCAUCAGAGCAGAGGAGCUACGAGCGCAGUUGAAGGAGGACAACCAUGGGCUCCCCUUUGACCGAGUAAUUUCAUCGAACAUAGGGAACCCACAGCAAAAAGGACUGGAUCAACCACCCAUCACUUUUACUAGGCAGGUUGCGGCGUUGAUGGAAUGGCCGGCGCUCGCAGAGAUUGCGCCAGAUGCCUUUCCAAAAGACGUGAUUGCUCGGGCAAAAGAGCUGCAGGAGGAGAUCGGCUCAAUAGGCGCGUACUCGCACAGUCAAGGAGUGCCCUUCAUCAGGCAGAAUGUUGCAAAGUUCAUCGAGGAGCGCGACGGGUACCCCUGCGACCCCAACCACAUUUUCCUCACCGGCGGUGCCUCAGCAGGAGUCUCGCUCCUGAUAUCCAUGCUAAUCUCCGAGCCCAACAAGUCCGGUGUCCUGAUCCCCAUACCCCAGUACCCACUCUAUACUGCUACUCUCGCCCAAUUCAGUGGUGUCCCCCUUCCAUACCAUCUUGACGAAGCUGCUGAUUGGGCAACAUCAGUCCACGACAUCGAGGCUGCGAUCGAGAAGGCGCACCGCGAGGGCGUCACCGCUAAAGCACUGGUCAUUAUCAACCCAGGCAACCCCACCGGCGCACUGCUGGACGAGAAGACGCAGGUCGAAUUAGUAAAGCUCUGCGAAAAGUACUCCCUCGUCCUGCUCGCCGAUGAAGUCUACCAGAUCAACCUCCACAAACCAACCACACAUCCGUUCACAUCCUUCAAGAAGAUCGUCUCGCAAAUCCAAUCCCCCGUCCCCCUCGUGUCAUUCCACUCGAUCUCGAAGGGCGUGUCAGGCGAGUGUGGGCGCCGAGGAGGGUACUUUGAGUGCACGAACUUCCCGGUGGACAUCCUUGCACUGAUCUACAAGAUGGUGUCUGUGGGGCUCUGCCCCCCUCUGUCGGGACAGAUCGGUGUCGACUCGAUGGUGCGUCCGCCGCAACCAGGGGACGAGUCGUACGAGCUUUGGAAGAAGGAGACAGACGAGAUCCAUGCUGCACUGGCGCAUCGUACUGGCACGAUGUCACAGCGCCUGAACGCUCUCCCCGGCGUGUCCUGCGUCGAUUCGCCUGGCGCACUUUACCUGUAUCCCCAGAUUCGGCUGUCGGACAAGGCGAUCGAGGCUGCGCGCGAGGCCGGAAAGGAACCGGAUGCGUUCUACGCCCUCCAGCUUCUCCACGACACGGGGAUUUGUGUCGUCCCCGGAAGCGGGUUCGGCCAGAAGGAGGGCGAGUGGCAUUACAGGCUGACAUGCCUUUGCCCCGGCGUGGAUGAAUACGUUGGGCAAUUGGAGGCCUUUCAUGCGAAGUUUGUGGAGAAGUACGGGGCUGCGAAUUGA